This is a messenger RNA of Aspergillus ochraceoroseus IBT 24754, 3153 nucleotides long. RefSeq lists its product as uncharacterized. The transcript is spliced from 6 exons. NCBI's taxonomy places the organism in Eukaryota, Fungi, Ascomycota, Eurotiomycetes, Eurotiales, Aspergillaceae. The record is from RefSeq and is a predicted model, not a curated record. The coding region runs from base 1 to 3153 and encodes 1050 amino acids.
AUGGUAAAGGGGGAUACCUCGCCACAAGCGAAGCCCUCGCAGGGCGACCUGGGAGACGAAAAUGGAGCGAAUACAAAAGAUGGCAAUCGAUCGGGCUUGUGGAAUAAGGUGAAAAUAGCCUGGAAUACGAUCGGUUUAGAUCGACCAUCAUUUCUUCUUAUGAUCAAGGGUGCAAUUCCUCCAACAAUCUCCCUGGCCAUCUAUCAAGCGGAUUCUGUUGCAUCCUAUUUCACAACUUCUGGCUACUUAAUAGCGAUUGUUUCUGUCCUAGGAUUUGCGACAAUGCCUCGCGCCAAAUUUGUCCAAAUGAUGAUUCUUGAUAUUUUGGCCGUCUGUGUGGCAUCUGCUGCGGCCCUCUUGAUGAUGUUUGCAACCAUUAAGGCGCGACAGAAUUCAGCUGGCACAAACGAGACACCGUCCCCAGUCACAGGAUGGCUUCCCUAUAACUCAUCUGCCUCUGCAACCUGUGGGGUCUUCUUGUUUCUACAGACCUACUUGAUUCAUUCGUUGCGAGCCCAUUACCAACAGUUCCAAUUUCCUGUCAUCAUAUAUUCCUUUGUCGCCAAUAUCGCAUUUUCUUACGCCCCAGUUCUUCCAAGUAUGUCUGCUGCCAUAACGUUUGUCCGCAAAUUGCUUGAAGCUGGUUUGAUAGGCCUCGGGAUUGCCACUGGCGUAUCAUUUUUCAUUUUUCCGCUCUCCUGCAGACAGAUUGUCUUUGGACAGAUGGCCGCCUAUAUUGCUACCCUACGCACUGCUCUCCAGGCCCAUACAGCCUACUUUGCCAAUCUCGAGGGUGAACAAGUGUUUGGGCGAACGGCAACUUAUGACUCCACGGUCGAGAAAAUGGAUGAGCACGGUAAGGUGUAUACUUCAGAAGCAGAAACCAUCCGAAAAGCCGUUCGAAAAAUUACGGAGCUGCAUGGUAAAUUGAACGGCGAUAUUACUUUCGCGAAGCGUGAGAUUGCCUUUGGUAAACUCGGCCCUGAUGAUCUACAAUCAAUUUUUCGCCACCUGCGUCAGACUAUGAUUCCCGUCGUCGGCCUCAGCUUUGUUGUUGAUAUCUUUGAGCGACUGUCGGAAUACAAUAGGUGGAACAACCCCAUUGACCCCGCGACAAGCAUAUCGGGUGCCCUUCGGGACAUGGCUGCGCACGAAUGGAAUGAGAUAAUGCGGGCUGUCCACGACCCAUUUGUCUCCAUGAUUCAAACCAUCGAUGAGGGUCUACAGCACGUUUCAUUGACCCUGAAAUUGAGUAUACCAGCCAAGAAUUCCUCCAGAAACGAGGACCCGGAAGCAUCAGCAAUUCCCACUCCCGGAGACCGGGGCUUUCGGGCCCAUUUUGAGAAGAGACUUGGCGAUUUUAAGAUCGCCAAACGACUUGCCUUGCGAACAUGGAGUGAGGAUAAAGGCAUCAAGCUACCCCCGGACUUCUUUGAGCGUCCCGCAACUGCACAUUUAGAUAUGGAAGAUUUGCCUUCCGAUGGAUCUGUGAACAGAGAUCGAGCCCGACGACAACUUUAUUUAUUUCUCUAUAUGGAGCAGCUUCUGUCCUCAACUGGCCAAAUGGUCCUUGAUUUUGUGAAGUUUGCGGAGGAGAGAGUCGAGAGUGGAAAGCUUUCAAAGACACACCUUAUUAUCCCCGGCUCUAAGCGCCUACGAAAGUGGGCAAAAAGCUUUUUAAAAUCCGAUGAUUCUCACGAACACGAUCAAAUGGGCGAUGUGCAUUCCCAGAACAGCAGCCUCCAGUUGGGUGAGGCAUACAAGAGUCGAAAAGACCCAGAACAUUUACCACCAGUAACAACCUUUCAGAAAAUCGGAGAUAAAAUUCGAGUUAUCCCUUCACUGCUUCGUUCAUCAGAAUCCUCCUACGGCUUUCGUGUUGCGUGUGCUACCAUGACCAUUGCCGUGGUAUUCUUCAUCCGCGAUACUCAAGAGUUUUUUAUUAGACAGCGAUUUGUCUGGGCUAUGAUUAUGGUUAACCUCAGCAUGUCCCCAACUUCAGGACAAAGCAUUUUCGGCUUUGUCCUCCGUAUUUUGGGCACUGUCCUAGGCAUGACCAUUAGCCUGCUCUGUUGGUAUAUCCCUGGGCAGAAGACACCGGGCAUCUUAGUCUUUUUCUUCAUACUUAUUACGUUUGCCUUUUACAUUCCGGUGAAGCAUUUCCGAUUUCGCAUUGCAGGAGUCAUCACCAUUAUCACAACGUCUUUGAUAGUAGGGUAUGAGUUCCAGGCUCGCAAACUCGGGCCGGAGAAAGUUACUACUAAUGGACAGGAGUACUAUCCUAUUUACCUUCUUGCCCCUUACCGUUUGGCAGUAGUUAGCGCCGGCAUUGCCGUUGCAUUCUUUUGGACUUUCUUCCCCUAUCCAAUAUCUGAACACUCUAUUCUGCGAAAGAGCUUGGGAGCUUCACUAUAUCUCCUUGCUAAUUAUUAUUCGAUUAUCCACGAAACCGUGACUGCACGCAUGCGCGGGGAUGAAGGAGAAAUCGCGCUAAAGACUUCGGCGGGACGAAGACUGUUGAAAGCGCGCAAUAAGGUGUUUUCUAAACAGAUGAUCAUGCUGAGCAGUCUUCGAACAUAUUCCGAGUUUCUUAAAUGGGAGGUGCCUAUUGGCGGUCGCUUCCCCAAGCGCCAAUAUGAUACUAUUAUUGGCUGCAUUGAGAACAUCGUCAGCUACCUGAGUCUUUUAGGAUAUGCCUCAGAUUCACUCAAACACCUUGGUAAUGACGAUGAAUCAGAUGAGGCCUGGCUUCAGGAUUUGAGGAGAGUCAUGGCUAGUGCGCGGAUCACAACCCACCAAAUAACUUCAGUCCUUUGCCUUCUUUCUGCCAGUCUCGCGAAUCAGCAGCCCCUUCCUCCUUAUCUGAAAACACCACGCCCAUACAGUUUUUCAAAGAGACUGGAGGCCUUGGAUAAGGAUAUCCUGAGUCUUCGACAUAUUGUAGAGCCCGGUUUCGCCACGUUUUCUGUCCUCCAGAUCUCAACACGGUGUAUCGUUGGCGAUGUAGAAAGACUUAUGAGAGAUGUAAAAACAUUGGUCGGAGAAUUUGACUUUUCUUUUCACGCUGUGAGCACCCGCCAAAUCAGUAUAUCGACCGCCGAUGUAUCGAUUUCUCGCCUAUCAAGAGCCACGGAUCGGGAUAAAUUGGACUAG